UCGUACCCUUCCUUGGCACACGUGGAACAGCUCUAUCCGGACCAUUUCCUUGCGAUGCCUAGUACUAUUUAAAACAGUGGUGGACAUCAAUCUUCCAAUUAAGCACAUUGUGGAGUUUUGUUCAGAUGAAUAUUUAAAGAAUAUACUAAAUGAAAACUUUAUAUUAAUAAUCACCACUCGUUUAAGUGGUUAUUUGAGAAUAAUUAGCCAUUCAUGAAUGGAAGUGACUGCUAUGUAAAAAUUCCUCUGCAGCCCACUAAUAUGUCAGAGCUUAGACAAAGUAAGGUACAUAUGAUGAUGGAGGUUUUUUUUUAUCAGAAAUUUCGUAUUGAUUGGUUCAUAUGAUUAUUAGCCUAUUUAAUACAAUUAAUAUUUAAUGAGCUAUAUUCAGACUUAUAAAUACAAUAACAGUGUUGUCACUACCACGGGGGGUUACUUUAGCAUAGCUCAAUCUGAGCUUAAAUCCUAAUUUCCAUAAAUGGUUAUUUUGCCAUGGUGUGUCCAAAAGGCUUUUCACCGCCUACCACAUCCUGCCCUUCCUCUCUCCUUUAACUAUAGAUACCCCCUCCCCUUUAUGCUCCAGGCACUUGCGUCUCAUUGCGACUAUUGCGUGGAUAUUUGUAAAGGACCGAUAAGCCAGACUGGGAAUGGGACCGCAAAGCAGCAUCACGAAAAACUCUGUCUUUUUUCGGAUGAUCCCACUCAGAAAAUAUCUUUUCAUGCAAAGGGAAUAAACUUUAAGCCUACUAGAGUUAUAGAGGAGCAAAUACAAGUAAAUCACAAAUGGGAUAAAGCUGGUGUUUUUGUUUGCUUCUUAAAUGGACUUUUUUAAGUUAAGAAAAGGAGAUCAUUUUGUGAGCACCUCUGACUUGCUUUAAAGUGGGGUGUGGGAAUGUUUACUUCAUGGCGCUAGAAUAAAGCAAAGGAAGUCUUUUUGUUAAAGAAGCUCUAAAGGUGCGUCUCUGGGGUCCUGGUGUAUGGCGCUAAAAGGUGUCGGAGCAGGCAGAGAAAUUCAUUGGUUUCCAUAAGAGUUAAAAUGGCAAAGUGGUUCAAGGAGUUUCCCAUAACUUUGAAGAACGGUACCGACAGAAUCCGCUCAGUCUCUGAAUCAGGCUCACAACCAAGAGCCAAUAAAGCCGGAUUGGUGGCCAGUAUUGGUACCAAAACAACGGGCUCCAAGACUGGCCAGCGUAAAAACUCCUCUGUAGACAGCACAGGAGGUGGUGGAGGAAGUGGAGGUGUUGGGUCCCUUCUGUCUGGAAGAAACCGAAAAAACUCAGCCAUAGAGCUGAGUAGAAACAGUGUGAACUCUCAGAAAGAUGGAAAAGUUUGGGAGAGUCUCCUCUCUGGGAAAAGUCGCAAAAACUCCAAAGCAGAGCCAGUUUUUGAGGAGCAGCACAAACCUCUGAAAAGCUCUUCGUCUGCCAAUGCCUACAUCAGCCGUCUGAUAAGAGUGGACAAACAGGACAAAAGCCCAAACUUCAACAGCAGUUCCAUCACUUGUGCAAUGGUGCCAGAAGCUGAAAAAUCGGUCCAGUGCAAGACAGAAACAUUGAUCAUUCUUGAGGAUUAUGCUGACCCCUUUGAUGCUCAGAAAACCAGAGAACAAAGGGAUGCAGAGAGGGUCGGGGAGAACGAUGGCUACAUGGAGCCUUAUGACGCACAGCAGAUGAUAACUGAGAUCAGACGUCGAGGAUCUAAGGACCUGCUGAAGGUGAGUGUCUUGAAGGAGGAGAGUGAGGGAACAGUGGAAGAAGGUCAGCCUACUCCCUUACAGAUCUACGACGUCCCAUAUGAUGGAAGCAGUGACAGUGAGAAGAUCACUGUCACAAGGCCGGAGCUGGAUCCUCGUCCUGCCACUGAGUACGAGCUGCCCUGGGAGUGGAGGAAGGAGCACAUUGUCAGAACUCUAUCAGCACAAUUUGACAGCCCAACGAAAGAUGAGACGCCUCAUCCUACCCUCACAAGACAGCCCCAGCAUCCAGCUGCCCAAUCGCAGCAGCAUCAACAUCUAAGGCAGAAAAGCUGGACACAAAAAAUCCUGAGGUCCUCGCCUCCGACCUCACUCCUGUCAUCUACACCAAGCUGCAGCCCUGAGAGCGAGGCCAGCUGUGUUAACCCCUCCCUGCCCCUUGAAAAACAAAGUUGGUACCAUGGCUGUGUGACUCGGCAGGAGGCAGAGUUUCAGCUACAGUCCUGCAAGGAGGCCAGCUUCCUGGUCAGGAACAGCGAGUCAGACAACAGCAAGUACUCCAUCGCCCUCAAGACAAGCCAGGGGUGCGUUCACAUCAUUGUUGCCCAGACAAAAGACAAUACCUACACCCUGGACCAGAGCAGCUGCGUGUUCCCCAACAUCCCGGAGGUGGUGCACUACUAUUGCACUCAGCGUCUGCCUUUUAACGGUGCAGAGCACAUGACCCUGCUGCACCCGGUGCCUCGCAUCUACUGACCCUGCCUUAAAGCAGCUUAGGUAUAUGUAGCAAAUACUCCUCUGGACCUGUGUAGAAAAAAAAAAGAAAAAAAAAAAGAAAAAAGUCACAACAUCCCCACCACUGAGUGUACUUAUACUCCCCUCCUCUUUUCAGUGGGCCUCAUGUUAUUCUUUAUCUAUAUGAUGUUAUUUUAUGUGUUAUUUUGAAUAAUUUAAUCUCUAAAUGUGCAUGGAGACUUAAGGUGGCUUAUUUUUCAUUUGUUUUACUUUGAUGUGCAGCUGAUGCAAAACAUCCAGCCUGCUGUUUUGCAUGUGUACAAGUUCAUCAGAUAUGACGAGGCACUUUUACUGAUUUAAAUGUGACCUGGAUGAGGAUAGGACUAGUAGAUGUAUUGUUUCAGCCAUCCACGAUGUCUAAACUAGCUGCUGAUAUUUUUGCUGUUAUUGGGUGAAAUUUUCUGAGCGAUUUUUGUCUGCAGCUCUCUAUCACCCUCUGGUGGACAUGCUGGUACACUGCACCAACAACACAAAGGCUGCUUUUACUGUAGUUUAUAACCGAUAAUGUCCAUGCACAUAAUCCUAUCAGUCCAUUUAUAGAGAUAUGAGCACCAGUUAUUUCAUGUGUAUCCUUGCAGAAAAUUGUAACUAAUGCGCGUACAUUUGUUAGUUUUCUGCAUUCACCGUCCCACGAGGACUUCCUCUGUUUUACUGUGAAUGGGGGAGUUGUUUCUGCUGUAUUAUCUGCACUGUGAAGAGUGAGUGAUUCACUGCCAUGUAAUGUGUGAUGGAAAAAAUGGCUCUACAGCAGUUUGAGUUUUUAACUGCUUAGGAAUGAGACUAUUAGUCUGAGGUUUAAACAAGACUUUAUUCUGGCUAAAGAAUGUAAAAUUCUCCUACAGACUACUGUGAGUUACGUUAAGAAAACAUCAAUAGAUUAAUGUCUUAUAUCAACUCUUUUGAUGAGGAUUAAAUACAUAUGAAGUACACAAACAGAAAAGCAGUAAAAAUAGAGUUGAUAUCAACAAAAAGAAAUGUCUUUUUUUGCUUGUUUUUUUUUUUUAAUAUAUAUUUUUAUUCAGACCUCUGUUAAAAAAAGUGACACUGCUCCACACAAAGGUGUAACGCCUCCAUGGUGCUAAAAAGAGAAAAAGAAAAUUAAGUUGAUGUCUUAUAAACUCAGCACAAAGUUUUUGGAUGAACAUUUCUCUCCUUUAAUAAUUCCAGUUAGUGUUGGCAAACCUUAUUAGUCACCUUUACAUCAAGGUAUAACUUGUAAGGAAUGUACAUCUAUGUCAUAAGCAACACAGAUAAACGUGUGACCAUUUUUACACGUAAUUUAUUUUACGCUAUCAGGGACUCAGUAGAAGGUCCAUACACUUGGAACCUCAUCCUUAUGCUGGCCACGUCCCAUAUCUAAAUCUGGAGUUGGUGAAGGUCCAUCAUCGUGGUUGUGUUGGUCACACUGGCAUGUACAGCACAUCAAACUAAUUCCACAAGUGGAAGUCAGAUUCUGGAGAUAAGGGUUCACCACUGGCUCCAGAACUAGUCAUACAUCUAUGACUGACACACACUGAGCAUCACUUGAAACUUAAAACAAGAGUGAAUACCAACAGAAGAUUAUUGCAGGGGAUUUUGUCACAUUUUUGGGGGCAGUACCCUCAUGUUUAGCUGUGUUGCUCAUUCUACAGAAGCAUGAUCCUUGCAAAGUUGUACCUCAUUGUACAGGUGAUUGAUCAGGCUUUCCAGUAAUGUAUAAGACAACACCAGUUGGUUUUAUUUAAGGGGAGAAAUAAUUAACCAUACACACAUUCCCUUACUUUUUGUGUUGUUGAUUUACUAUUAAGUGUUUUUUCCCUUUAUGUAUUCUGAAUAUAACCCUUUAACAUGUUGGCAUGGUGUCUUUACUUUCAGUUUAUUGGUAUGCUGGAAAGAGAACUUAAGACAACUUUCACCUGUGACACAACAAGAUUCUGACUUUGAGACUUAUUGAAACGUAUAGCCUUCCGAAAGUUAGAUUUUAUCUUGCAUAUUUCUGAUGUUUUUGGUUGUCUGCCAAUCAUACUUCUCAUCAAGAAAGCCAGGUCCUUUCAGAGUACUCUUUACAGAGACACACCUGCCAGGUCUUUUUUCUUUUUCUUUCGUUUUUUUUGAUAGAUAUUCUUUGAUAUGUGGACUUAUCAAAUGUUGUGAAACAAAUUUUGAUAAAAGGCCCCAAACCUCAGUGUUGGAGAUCCCCUGUGAGAUUCUCCGAUCCCAAUAAAUCAAGAUUGUAAACA
This is a messenger RNA of Melanotaenia boesemani (Boeseman's rainbowfish), 4707 nucleotides long. RefSeq names its product SH2 domain-containing adapter protein E-like. NCBI's taxonomy places the organism in Eukaryota, Metazoa, Chordata, Actinopteri, Atheriniformes, Melanotaeniidae. The record is from RefSeq and is a predicted model, not a curated record. The transcript has 6 exons. Bases 1037 to 2449 code for a protein of 470 amino acids. Gene Ontology annotation, molecular function: phosphotyrosine residue binding.